Periophthalmus magnuspinnatus is the source of this 2748-nucleotide messenger RNA. RefSeq names its product nuclear cap-binding protein subunit 1. The transcript is spliced from 23 exons. Gene Ontology annotation, molecular function: protein binding; mRNA binding; RNA cap binding. The coding region runs from base 247 to 2634 and encodes 795 amino acids. Gene Ontology annotation, cellular component: nuclear cap binding complex; nucleus. Gene Ontology annotation, biological process: regulation of mRNA processing; mRNA export from nucleus; nuclear-transcribed mRNA catabolic process, nonsense-mediated decay. NCBI's taxonomy places the organism in Eukaryota, Metazoa, Chordata, Actinopteri, Gobiiformes, Gobiidae. The record is from RefSeq and is a predicted model, not a curated record.
GCAGGAGCGUGCACAGAGCAGGACGAGGAACCUUGCAGAGCAGAGAGGAGCAGCCGGAGGGAUUAAACGGGUGCACUUCCGGCUCACUGCGGAAGUGCUUCAUUCAUUCAGAGCGCUGCUGUUUGUGUGCUUUUGUAGCGCCUCUGCGGCUUCCACGCCAUAAUACACACGCUUAACCAACCCAAAAUCACACUUUGGGUUAUUUUUGUACUUACUUUUGCAUCAUUACUAACUUUUAGUUUUAAAAUGUCCAGAAGACGGCACAGCGACGAGAAUGAGGGGGGGCAGCCUCACAAAAGGAGGAGGACAUCAGAGCCCAUCGAGAUAGAAGACCGCCUGGAGUCACUCAUAUGUCGAGUUGGAGAGAAGAGUACAUCCUCUCUGGAGAGUAACCUGGAAGGCCUGGCAGGAGUCCUGGAGGCUGACCUGCCUAACUACAAAAACAAGAUUCUACGCAUCCUCUGCUCUGUGGCACGGCUGCUGCCUGAGAAACUCACUGUCUACACCACACUGGUCGGGCUCCUCAAUGCACGCAACUACAACUUCGGAGGAGAGUUUGUGGAGGCCAUGAUCCGACAGCUCAAAGAGACACUCAAGAAUAACCUGUACAAUGAAGCGGUUUACCUGGUACGUUUCUUGUCUGACCUAGUGAACUGUCAUGUGAUUGCCGCUCCCUCCAUGGUGGCCAUGUUUGAGAACUUUGUCAGUGUAACUCAGGAAGAAGAUGUGCCCCAGGUGCGCUCAGAUUGGUUUGUGUAUGUGGUGAUGUCCUGUCUCCCUUGGGUGGGCAAAGAGCUGUACGAGAAGAAAGACGUGGAGAUAGACCGCUUGCUCAGUCAGAUCGAAGGCUAUCUCAAGAGACGAGUGAAGACGCAUGUACCCAUGCUACAGGUGUGGUCUGCAGAAAAGCCCCACCCACAGGAGGAGUACCUGGACUGCCUGUGGGCUCAGAUCCAGAAGCUGAAGAAGGACCGGUGGCAGGAGAGACACAUCCUGAGGCCGUACAUAGCCUUUGACAGUGUGCUAUGUGAGGCCCUACAGCACAACCUGCCCCCCUUCACCCCUCCAGGACAUAUGCCAGAUGCCCACUACCCCAUGCCUCGUGUUGUCUUCCGCAUGUUUGACUACACCGACGCACCCGAGGGCCCUGUGAUGCCCGGAAGCCAUUCUGUGGAGAGGUUUGUCAUAGAAGAGAACCUCAACUGUAUCAUCAAGACCCACUGGAAAGAGCGCAAGACCUGUGCGGCACAGUUACUCAGCUAUCCAGGCAAAAGCAAGAUCCCUCUCAACUACCACAUUGUGGAGGUGAUCUUUGGACAACUGUUCCAGCUGCCCGUCCCUCCCCACAUCGACGUCAUGUACACCACACUGCUCAUCGAACUGUGCAAACUGCAGCCAGGGUCACUCCCACAAGUUCUGGCCCAGGCCACAGAGAUGCUCUACAUGAGACUAGACACAAUGAACACCACGUGCAUAGACAGGCUCAUAAACUGGUUCUCUCACCAUCUCAGCAACUUUCAGUUCCGCUGGAGCUGGGACGACUGGGCAGACUGUCUGACUUUGGAUCCUGAGAUGCCCAAGCCCAAGUUUGUCAAAGAGGUCCUGGAGAAGAGCAUGAGACUGUCGUACCACCAGCGCAUCGUGGACAUCGUACCCCCCACCUUUUCGGCUCUCAUCCCCAAAGAGCCCCUCUUCAUCUACAAGUAUGCAGACGAGAGCACCGCCUCUUUACCAGGUUACCCAGUCUCCAUGAUGGUGCAAAACGCCAUCAAGAACAAAGCUACCAACGAGGAGAUCCUCAGCAUCCUUAAAGAAGUGCCCAACCCCAACCAGGAGGACGAUGACGAUGAGGCCGAGAGCUUUAACCCUCUGAAAAUCGACGUGUUUCUGCAGACCCUGCUGCACAUGGCUGCUAAGUCCUUCAGCCACUCCUUCAGCGCCCUGGGCAAGUUUCAUGAGAUCCUGAAGGCACUUACAGACAGUGACGAGGGAAAGCUGCACAUUCUCAAAGUAGUGUACGACGUGUGGAGGAACCACCCUCAGAUGAUUGCUGUUCUGGUGGACAAAAUGAUCCGCACUCAGAUUGUGGACUGUGCUGCUGUGGCCAACUGGCUCUUCUCUCAAGACAUGGCCCACGAAUUCACCAGGCUCUACAUCUGGGAGAUCCUCCACUCCACCAUCCGCAAAAUGAACAAGCAUGUGCAGAAGAUCCAGAAGGAGCUGGAGGAAGCCAAGGACAAGCUGGAGAAGCAGCAGCACAAGAGGAGGGACAGCGGUGAUGAUGAGGAUAUGGAGCGUACCAGUGAAGAUGAGGAGGCUCAGCUGGAGGAGCAGAUCGAGAGGCUGCAAGAGAAGGUGGAGUCGGCUCAGAGCGAGCAGAAGAACUUGUUCCUCGUCAUCUUCCAGAGGUUCAUCAUGUUGCUGACAGAGCACCUGGUGCGCUGUGAGACGGGCAGUGUGGACAUCAGCACACCCUGGUACAGAAACUGCAUUGACCGACUGCAGCAGGUCUUCCUCAUGCAUCAUCAGACCAUCCAGCAGUACAUGGGCACCCUUGAGAACCUACUCUUCACGGCCGAGCUCGACCCACACAUCCUGGCUGUGUACCAGCAGUUCUGUGCCCUCCAGCUCUGAGACCCCUUCUCUGUUAACCCCCCACCCCCUGGUCAAGCGGUCCCCCCUGUCACAUCAAUCUGUUUUUAUAUUUGUUUUAUGUGGAAUGGAAAAUGAUUAAAUUCUCCUGAGUCC